Morchella importuna is the source of this 1089-nucleotide messenger RNA. RefSeq lists its product as uncharacterized. NCBI's taxonomy places the organism in Eukaryota, Fungi, Ascomycota, Pezizomycetes, Pezizales, Morchellaceae. The record is from RefSeq and is a predicted model, not a curated record. Bases 1 to 1089 code for a protein of 362 amino acids. Gene Ontology annotation, biological process: mitochondrial electron transport, succinate to ubiquinone; mitochondrial respiratory chain complex II assembly; protein-FAD linkage. Gene Ontology annotation, cellular component: mitochondrion. The transcript has 2 exons.
AUGCUAUCACGAACGCUCCUCCGCGCCCGCCUCUCCCGCCCGCAUCCUCACCCUCCGCUCCUCCUCCUCCUCCGCGCCUACACCUCCCGCCACGACCCCGGCAGCACCGCCCAGCCCGGCAGCACCCCACAACACCCCUACUCCCAGCCCACCGACACCGGCUACACCCCGCCCGAGCACCACCACUCCAAGCCCCCCGCCCCCUCGUUCGACGCCGCACCCACAUCCAGCAUCCCCCACGUCGGCACCGCCGCCAAUGCGCCGCCAGAGCUGGUCAACGGCGCUGAGCCCGCCACCCCCAUCCUGUCCAGCGAGCGCGGGCCGGGCCUCGGCGGCAUCUUUGGCAGCGCGGGGGAGAAGGAGCUCGGCGUGGGGGAGAUGGCGGAGGCAAAGUUCCGCAUUGAGCCGUUGAGGCGCACGGGGGAGGAUCCGGCGACGAUGAGGGCGAGGCUGCUUUACCAAUCCCGCAAGCGCGGCAUCCUCGAAACCGACCUCCUCCUCUCCACCUUCGCCGACACCCACCUCCCCACCAUGACACCCGCCCAACUCCACCAAUACGACCGCUUCCUCGACGAGAACGACUGGGACAUCUACUACUGGACCACCCAGUCCCCGCCCACAACCUCCACCGAAUACGCCGAAGGCGGCUCCUCGACGCUCGCCACCCCCACCGCCGCCGGCCGUCCCCCCUCUGCCGCCGCCGAGGCCGCCGCUGAAAAUACUAGUGUGUCCCGCGCGACCUCGGCGCGCGGGAAGAGCGCCGACGUGGCUGCUGCUGCUGCCGCGGGCCAGAUUGCUGUCGGGGCAGAGAGCCAAGCGGCGAGUGGGCAGGCGGCGCCGCAGUCAGAGAGCCAGAUGCAGGGCGCGGGGUCGGGGACGGGUGCGCCGCUGGGGUUCGGGGAGGGCCCCGUGGGCGAGUGGGCGCAAACGGUGGGGCGGGUGAAGGAGCCGUAUCGGCCGCCGCCGAGCAGGUGGCGGGAUAGUGAGAUAUUGGGGAUGCUGAGGAGCCAUGUUGAGGCGAGGAAGGGGGGCGUGAUGGGUGGGAGGCCGAAGGGGUUGGGGAUGAUGCCGGAUGUGAGGCAGUUUUAG